Molecule: messenger RNA, 2031 nt
Organism: Enterobius vermicularis (human pinworm)
Lineage: Eukaryota; Metazoa; Nematoda; Chromadorea; Rhabditida; Oxyuridae
Source: the annotation of a GenBank genome assembly
AUGUCAGAGAUUCCAAUUCCAUCUUUUCCAGAUGGAUGGAACACUUCUGACCUGCUAGUAUGGAUCAAUUCAAGAACUGAAAGUUCUAAGCAACUCUUAGAAGCUGUGGAUGCUAAAAUUAUGUCUGUGCAAAAGAAAAUGGCGGAAACGAAAGCGUCUGUUGACCGGAUCACUGAGGAGGAGAGUGUUCUCGAAGCUUGUGGCAGGCUUUGUUUUGAGUUACGAGAUCGGCUGAAGAUGGUUGUUGAAGCACAAGCGAAAGAACAGCUUGCUAAAGAAUUUGAUGCAAUAGCAGUCUUUGAUAAGGCCGACAGGCGUGCUACUGAACUAGCAAACAUUAUUUUGGCACGAAGGACGUGGAACGAAAAUAUAAAAGUAAUUGAAAGCCUUGAAGAAGGAGAACCGCCUCCAGAAGAAGUAGUUUUUCAGUUAAACGAUGCCUACUGUACCUUCUCAAAAUAUGUGGAGGUCAAAGAAAGGAAAGAUCUUUUGGAAAGGAUGAAGGACGUUUUUCUUAGUUGGUACUCUACUCGAAUCGCUCUUGCUUUGCAGUCAGAUAAUCCGGCCGAAAAUUUGUUUUCAAUAAAGCAGAAAUACGAGUUACUUGGAAGGAAGGAUGAUUUUUUGGCCAUAAUUAGGCAUUUCAUAAAAGGCCAGAGCAAAUUAGAAUUUCAAGUCGCUAAUUCUCUCCCCGAUCUUUUCAUUGAUGCUCAGAAAGAAAUUAUAUCAAUUUUUACAGGGCUCAGAGAAGGCCACGGAUGGGCAGAAAGAGUAUUAGAAAAACCCUCUGAGUUUAUUGCGUCUGCACUUAUAGAGAGUUUUGGCGCUCAAUGGAACGCUGUAAAGGAAGUAGUUAGUGAGACUUUGCAAAAGACAGCUGAAGAUGAUCCUUCUGGAGCUGCAUCCUUAAAGAUGAUUUUAGCUUUAAGACAGUUGUUGUCGAAUAUGUCUGCUGAAAAUGACGAUGACAAGUUGUUGAUGGAUGUUGUUUUUGAUCUCGGAGUCCGGUUACUAGCUGAGGUGGCUAAGGACUAUUCUAAACUAGCGACAUCAUUUUUGGCCACUCACUCGAAUAUAUAUGUGGGUACUGGUACAAUGUCAACUGUUUUGGAGCAAAUUUCAAAUGGCCUGACUCAGCUCAUUAAAGAGAGCGAUUAUUUAGUUUCAGUGACUAGCGAGACGUUUGGUGUUUAUUCAGUGAUAUAUAUUAUUCCUGCUUUUAGGUCGAUGUAUGAAAAUGUUAUAUCACUUUUGUUAUCGUUCUACAAGUCCCAUGUGGAGAAAAGUUCAAUUAAGGACAAUGAUGUAUUACGUUUCGUGAGUAUUAUGGGUCAAGUCAUGCUGUGGGUUGAACAUGACCGCAGGCGCAUAAAAGAAAUGUUAGAAACUUAUCAGACUGGGAAAGUUGAUCAUUUUAUGCAGAAUUUCGCUGAGAAGUUAAGUGACGACGUCAAUUCAUUUGAUAGGAAAGUAGUUGUAAAAGCUGACUGCGAUUUGGGCAUCACGAAGUCACAGUCGGAACUUCGCAAACUAAAUAAACGAGCAGUUGCCAAAGCUAUUGAAAGGCUUUCAGCACCUAUAAUUGCAGAACUGGAAGCUGUUUUCAAGGAAUUUAAAACGGAAAGCGCCGAUAAGGAAGAAACUACUGUGGUAAAAGUAAAUGUUCCUUCUUUUGGUACGUCACCUAAUGAUCACGUAACUGCUGCUGGUGUAGCUUUGCUUUCUUUAGCUCAUCAUUUAUCUGCUUAUUCCCAUAACGCAAAUAUGGCUGCUUCAUUAGCUUCCGCGUCUAAAAUGGACUCUGUCGAAGAUGUUGCGUCCUGGUGGAUAGAAAAAUGUGCAUCUUCUGUUCAGAAUUGCUUUGUUGAUGGUGUUGGGGAUGUUGCUGGAUUAUCUCCUGCGGCUGGACGCCAGUUUGCAGUUGAUUACGGCUAUCUGGCUGAUGUUUUCGAAGACCUUGGCACUUCACAAGUGGAAGAAUUUCAGAGGUUGCGGCAGAUUUUUAAGGAUUGUAAUUAUCUAGAAGAAUGA